This is a messenger RNA of Cannabis sativa, 5779 nucleotides long. Its product is annotated as histone-lysine N-methyltransferase SUVR5. The record is from RefSeq and is a predicted model, not a curated record. Gene Ontology annotation, molecular function: zinc ion binding; histone methyltransferase activity; protein binding. NCBI's taxonomy places the organism in Eukaryota, Viridiplantae, Streptophyta, Magnoliopsida, Rosales, Cannabaceae. Bases 636 to 5141 code for a protein of 1501 amino acids. Gene Ontology annotation, cellular component: nucleus. The transcript is spliced from 12 exons.
ACCAAACCCAUCUCUUUUAUCUUUACAUACCCAAAAUCUAAACUCGACCCAGUCAACUCAUUCAUCUCCCUCUCUCUCAAUAGGGUCCUUUUCCUUAUGGUUAUAUUAUAUAUAUAGGUCGAAAAACUCUCCAUACCCAAAAUUCAAACCAGACCAUUUUCUCCAUUAUUAUACCCCUUAACCCACCACAACUUUUCAUAAUAAUAAUAAUAUAAUAUGAUAAUAUAGAGAUAAUAACCUCUCUCCUUUUCAUUUUAGACUGAGUACCUUCCCUGGUCCCUGAACUCGUAUAUAUAUAUAUAUAAACAGAUAUAUACACCUAUAUAUAUCUCUUUAUAUAUAUAACACUUACCCUGUGACAAGAUUUGGGGCAUUUUGGUUUUUGUGUAUACCCUAAAUUAAACAAAAAAAAUCCCCAAAACACCCUCAUCCAAAGAGUAAAGAAAAAAAAGAAAGUCUCAUCAUAUUAUCUACCAACCCAUAAAAAAAUUCACCCCGAAACUUCUCACCCUAGUGAGAAAAAAAAAAAAAAAAGGUGAUCUUCUCCCCAUAACUCCUUCCUCCUUUUAAAGGUGGUGGGAGAAAUUUCAGCCAUAUCAUAAAGCACCAUAUGGCAUUAGAAAUAUAAGAAUAAAAUGGAAGUGAUUUCAUGUUCCAAAGUUCAGUAUCGUGGAGAAUCUGAUUGCCCUCAACAGAUUUUGGGUAAAGAUAUUAGUUAUGAUAAAGAUUCUAAUCUUGAUGAACAUGGACAAAAGGUACAGUUGAUUAAAAAUGGAGUGGAUGACGUAUUGCAACGUGUGGAGAGGCCUCAAACAGAAAUGCAGGCUGUAGUUCCUGCAACGGUUGAUGAAACACGAGCUUCAGAAGGCAACUGCAAUGGAGUUUCUCAUGGUUACGAUGAUGGUGAUGACAAAGACAAUGGUGAUAAAAGGAAUGCAAAUGAUCAGAAUUACUGUGAAGACAGUUGCCUAGUGUCUGAUAACUGUCAUCUUGUUGUGGAUACUAUCGAAAAUGAAUUGCCAAACAAUAUUAGAGAAGGGGAUUCAUCUUUUAUAGAGCCCAUGUUGCUAAAAGAGGAUGAAUCUGUGGCCCUGUGGGUGAAGUGGAGAGGGAAGUGGCAGGCGGGAAUCAGAUGUGCGAGGGCUGAUUGGCCAUUGUCGACAUUGAGAGCAAAACCUACUCAUGAUAGGAAGCAGUAUUUUGUCAUAUUUUUUCCACACACUAGGAAUUAUUCUUGGGCAGACAUGCUACUUGUUCGCUCAAUCUCUGAAUAUCCUCAGCCUAUUGCGUAUAAAUCACAUAAAAUUGGACUGAAAAUGGUAAAAGACUUGACAGUUGCACGGCGUUUUAUCAUGCAAAAACUAGCUGUUGCUAUGCUUAAUAUUGUUGACCAAUUUCAUACCGAGGCCUUGAUAGAGGCUGCCCGAGACGUGGUUGUCUGGAAGGAAUUUGCUAAGGAGGCUUCUCACUGUAGUGGUUAUUCUGAUCUUGGAAGGAUGCUUCUGAAGCUGCAGAAUAUGAUAUUAAAGAGCUACAUAAAUUCUCAUUGGCUGCAGAAUUCGUUCAAAAUAUGGGAGCAGAGAUGUCAUAACGCACUUAGUGCUGAAUCUGUUGAAAUGCUGAAGGAGGAGUUGUUUGAUUCAAUUCAGUGGAAUGAUGUCCAUUCUCUAAGGGAUGCGUUGGUCCAGCCCACGUUGGGUUCUGAGUGGAAAACAUGGAAGCAAGAAGUCAUGAAGUGGUUUUCAACAUCUCAUCCCUUAACAAGUGGUGUAGAUCAGCAACAAGAAAGUAGUGAUGGUCCUUUGACCCCAAGUCUCCAAGUUAGCAGGAAAAGGCCGAAACUUGAAGUUCGUCGUGCUGAGACACAUGCUUUCCAGGUAGAAAGUAGGGAGUCUAAUCAAUCUGGAAACCUAGAAAUUGAUUCUUACUAUUUUGACAACAGAGACAUUAUAAAUGGUGCUACAUUAGCAUCAGAGCCUUGUAAAAAGGAAAAUUUGACUGAGGUAGCUGUAUCAACAGACUCACCUGGUACCACUUCUAAUAAAUGGAAUGAAGUUAUCACUGAAAAGGAAAAUGGUGUGGACAGACAAACCAAAGAUAUUGAGAUGACACCUGUUCAUCUAGCAACUCCUACAAAGAGUCGGCAGUGCAUAGCUUAUAUUGAAUCUAAGGGAAGGCAAUGUGUGAGGUGGGCUAAUGAUAGUGAUGUUUACUGCUGUGUGCAUCUGUCUUCUCGAUUCACUGGAAACUCCGGGGGGACAGAAAUGGCUCUCUCUAGUGAUACACCUAUGUGUGAAGGAACAACUGUUCUUGGCACUAAAUGUAAGCAUCGGUCUUUACCUGGGUCACCAUUUUGUAAGAAACACGGGCCAAAGAGUGAUAUGAAAGCUUCAAAUUUUUCGGAGAAUUCACUUAAGAGAAAGUAUGAAGAGAACGUCCCUGGUCAAAAAGCCACUCACUGUCAAGAUAUAGUGUUGGUAGGAGGUGUUGAAAGUCCACAAAAAGUAGAUUCUGUCUCAGUCAUGGAUAGUGAGGGUUUUCAUGGAAGAAAUAACGUAAUUGAGAAUGCUGAGCAUCUUGUUAAAGAAUAUGAUAAUCCGAAAGUGUUGCAUUGUAUAGGCUCCUGCUUGCCCAACAACAUUAUACCCUGUGUGGAAAGUCCAAAGCGUCACUUAUCAUACUGCGAGAAGCACCUUCCAAGCUGGCUUAAACGAGCAAGGAAUGGUAAAAGUAGGAUUAUAUCGAAAGAUGUUUUCAUAGAUCUUUUGAAGGAUUGCCAUGCACAAGAGCAAAAACUUCACUUACAUCAGGCUUGCGAGAUUUUCUACAGGCUUUUCAAAAGUAUAUUAUCCUUAAGAAAUCCAGUACCCAAGGAAGUUCAGUUUCAGUGGGCUUUAUCUGAAGCUUCUAAAGAAAAUAGAGUUGGUGAGCUCUUUAUGAAAUUGGUUAGCACUGAAAAAGAGAGACUGAGAAGAAUUUGGGGCUUCACUGCUGAUAAUGAUGCAGAAAUACCCUCCUCUGUCCAGGAAGAACCAGCUCAAUUGCCACUGGUGAUUGAUGGUAACCACGAUGAUGAAGAAACUAUUAAAUGCAAAUUUUGCUUAGAGGAGUUUUUGGAUGACCAAGCACUUGGAAACCACAUAAUGGAUAGCCAUAAAAAGGAAGCACAAUGGCUAUUCAGAGGUUAUGCUUGUGCUAUCUGUUUUGAUUCUUUUACGAAUAAGAAAGUUGUAGAAACUCAUGUGCAGGAGAGGCACCAUGUACAAUUUGUUGAACAAUGCAUGCUUCUGCAGUGUAUUCCUUGUGGUAGCCACUUUGGGAACACUGAGGAGCUAUGGUCACAUGUGAUCUCAGCUCACCCUGUAGAUUUCAGGCUUUCAAAAGCAGCUCAACAGACCCCGCCUGCUGUUGUUGAGUCUCCAUCAAAGCUUGAGCUGUGUGCUUCAGCCUCUGUAGAGACUAAUUCUGAGAAAUUAAGUGAUCCCAGAAGGUUUAUUUGCAGGUUUUGUGGCUUGAAGUUUGAUUUACUUCCUGAUCUCGGCCGCCACCAUCAAGCUGCUCAUAUGGGACCAAGUUUAGUCAGUGCCCGACCUGCAAAGAGAGGUGUACGAUAUUAUGCUUAUAGAAUGAAGUCUGGGAGACUCAGCCGUCCUGGAUUUAAGAAAAGUUUGGCAGCAGCAUCAUAUAGGAUACGAAACAGAGCAACUAAUAAUAUUAAAAAACGUAUCCAAGCAACUAAGUCACUUAAUACUGGUGGGAGGAGUGUCCUGCCUCAAGGAGCCGAAACUGCAAUUCUUGGUAGGUUGGCUGAAUCGCAAUGUUCGGAUGUGGCAAAAAUUUUGUUUUCAGAGAUGCAGAAAACAAAACCUUGCCCCAGCAACUUUGACAUUUUAUCCAUUGCUCGCUCCACUUGCUGCAAGAUCGGUCUUAAAGCUUCUUUAGGGGUAAAAUUUAAAGUAUUGCCAGAACAUUUGUAUCUAAAGGCAGCAAAACUUUGUAGUGAACAUAACAUUUAUUUGAACUGGCACCAAGAUGGAUUCAUAUGUCCCAAAGGAUGCAAAGCAUCUGAUGAUUCAUUACUUCUGUCUCCUGUGAGAUCCCUUGCAAAUAGAAUUGUAAACCGCAAAUUGAAAUGUUCUUCAGAACCUGUGGAUGACAAAUGGCAGGUGGAUGAGUGCCAUUAUGUCAUAAAUUCAAUUGACUUGAAGCAGCUAUCCUUGCAAAAGGGUCGUGUACUUUGUCAUGAUAUAAGUUUUGGGCAGGAACCGAUUCCGGUGACCUGCAUAGCUGAUGACAGUGUAUCCGAUUCUGAUACCAUCCUUGAGGGUAGCUCUGAUUGUCAGCAUUAUAGACAUAUGCCUUGGGAGAACUUUAAAUAUAUUACAAAGCCCUUGCUUGAUCAAUCCCUUUCUCUUGAUGCCCAGAGUUUUCAAUUAGGCUGCACCUGCCCGCAUGGAACCUGCAGUCCUAAAACUUGUGAUCAUGUUUACCUUUUCGAUAAUGACUAUGACGAUGCAAAAGACAUUUAUGGGAAAUCAAUGCGUGGUAGGUUCCCAUACAAUGAUAGAGGUCGAAUUAUCUUGGAAGAAGGGUACCUUGUUUAUGAGUGCAAUCAAAUGUGUAGUUGCCCUAGAACCUGUCCGAAUAGGGUUUUGCAGAAUGGAGUUAGAGUGAAACUUGAAGUUUAUAAAACAGAGAAAAAGGGAUGGGCAGUCAGGGCUGGUGAAGCAAUCUUGCGUGGCACUUUUAUCUGUGAAUACAUUGGGGAGGUGUUAGACGAGCAUGAAGCAAACAUGAGGCGGAAGAGGUAUGGCAAAGAAGGCUGCAGCUAUAUAUAUGAAAUCGAUUCUCAUGUCAAUGAUAUGAGUAGGCUGAUAGAAUGCCAGGCUCGGUAUGCCAUCGAUGCCACACAAUAUGGAAAUGUUGCACGAUUCAUUAAUCACAGUUGCUUGCCAAAUCUUGUGAGUCACCAAGUCCUUGUGGAAAGCAUGGACUGUCAGCGCGCACACAUAGGUCUCUAUGCCAACCAAGAUAUAUCAUUGGGUGAAGAACUAACAUAUGAUUAUCGGUAUGCACUGCUGCCUGGAGAAGGAUAUUUAUGCCAAUGUGAAACUCCCGUUUGCCGUGGCCGUCUGCAUUAAGCCUUUUAUCUAGAUGAUCCUCAUUCUCUCUCUCACUCUCUAUGAUGUACAAAAAAUUUGAGUUUUCAAGCUGGAAGAUCUCACAGGUUGAAGAGCAAAGUUUUCUGGUUAUAUUGCCAUCGAACACAGCUGAGUACAAUUCAAGCACUUUGCUCGAUAUUUUCUUCAAGCCAUGUUUAGAUUGUGGCACUUGGAUUUUUCAUUAUGGUCUUCCCCCAAGUAAGGCUACAACCUUUUCCUCUGGUAGAUUCUUUCAAUAAUUUUUUCUCACAUCCUCAUCUUAAUUCAAUGAAAAAAGAGGACAGACCUCAAGCCCUCCUUUUAUAAAGACUUCACAUUGAAUUUGUUAGUAUUGAAGUCACCCUGGACUAAUGAAUUGUAGCUUUUCUCCUUAGUCCAAUUUCCCUGUUAGUUAUUAUUUAUUUGGUAAGAAAUGCUAAUUUGACCAAGGUUUUGAUGUCUUCCUAUUUAUGCACUUUGCAAUAUUUUUCUACUUUUUAUUAAUAGCACAAGGGAGUUGUGAAUUGUGGGGAUAUCAUGAAAGUAAUAAUGUAUUCCCCAUGGUAAGAAAGUUUUGUAUUUUUAGUAUAAUUUGUACAUUGUAGUUAAUAAAAAGUUACUCUAUUUAUUUAGUUACA